This is a messenger RNA of Entrophospora candida, 1272 nucleotides long. NCBI's taxonomy places the organism in Eukaryota, Fungi, Glomeromycota, Glomeromycetes, Entrophosporales, Entrophosporaceae. The record is from the annotation of a GenBank genome assembly.
AUGAAUUAUCCUGCUCCAUUUGCUAAACGACUUAAAUCAGUUUCUUUUUCGAUACCUGCUCUUAUGGCUUCUCAUUUUCUUUCUGCUUCGGUUUGGAGUUUGAAAUUGGUCAAAGGUACUCAAGAAAGGCCACGGGUAGUUUUGAGCGAGUCUAAUCGUUAUUUACGGGUUCAGGCGAUAGAUGACACAUUAGGUAAUACUUUACUUUAUUCCUCUACUGCUGAUUUUACUGAAAAAAAAGAUGACUAUUCGCGAAAAAAUAAAGACUAUGCGAAAAAAUUGGGAGAAAUAUUUGCUGACAAAUUAAAGAAAAAAGGACAAAAAGAUAUUGUUUUUGACCGUAACGCCCGUCCUUAUCAUGGAAAGAUAAAGGAUUAUCCAACACCCUCAUUAGAAAAAAAAAAUGAUGAGGCUGGGAAAGGGGAUAGAACGGAAAAUUUGAGUGAGUCGAAUAAAAGAGGAAAGUGGAGAGAAAGAAAGCCUGAACAAUCCCAAUUAAAAAGUGAAAUAUUGGAAACAAGCAGGCCAACAAAAGUAACUAAGGGUGGUAGAAGAUUUAGUUUUACUUGUUUAGUUUUAGUGAAAGAUGAAGGUAAUAAGGCAGUUGCUUACGCCCGUUCGAGAGGAAAAGAAGUUAUGAGAGCUUUUCGUGGAGCCUUUCGCAAAGCUCAGGGAAAAUUAAUAACUUAUUUUCCUAUUCCUCCUCGCUCCAUUGCUCGCGACGUAGUAGUAAAGUGUAAAACUAUUAAACUUCUUUUAAAACCGGCGCAGGAGGGGAGCGGAAUCAAGGCUAGUGAUGAACUUAGAAAAUUAUUCACUUUUCUUGGGAUUAAAGAUAUAAGUGCUAAAAUAAUUUCUUCUCAUGGAGCUCAAAAAAAUAAACUUAAUAAAAAAAGAGAUUUUGGUCGAGGCAUUGGCUCAGGAAGAGGAAAAACGUGCGGUCGCGGUGGUAAAGGACAAACAGCACGAACCGGAGGUGGAACUCGCCCUGGUUUUGAGGGAGGGCAGACCCCUGUUUUUCGUCGUUUCCCUAAGCAUGGUUUCAAAACUUCAAAGUUAUUUUAUCAAAUAGUUAAUUUAGAAAAGUUAGAGAAAGAUGAGAAAAUAGUGAGUGGUCAAACAGUUGAUUUUUUAAAAAAUAAAGUGCCAACUAAAAUAUUAGGUAAAGGAAAAUUGACUAAAAAAUUAAUCAUUAAAGCGAUUGCUUUUUCCCAAAAGGCACAAGAAGAGAUAGUUAGAGCAGGCGGAAAAUUUGAAACAAUACAAAAAUAA